GGUAAGCAUUUGCGUAUCUGUUGUGUUUCUAUUGUAUCACAGCUCCACAACACACAGGGAUGACAUCUAACUCAGGAUGAAGCCACACACUGGCACUGGCACUGGAAGUGGCACACUGGGUCCAUUGAUUCGGAUGAUACCCGCCUACAGUGAGACCUGGACCAAUGGGUGUCUGUGUGGUACCUGUGUGAGGCUCCAUUGAGACUUCACUAGAGGCUUUUAUUGUGGUUGGCACUGAGCCGAGGACACUUGGUGGGACAGAGGAGUCGGGUUGACUUUUAACAUCACAUUUUAAAUACGUUGUGUGUGUGUUUUUACUCAUCAAACAUGGACCGACCGAGCCUCCGUAGACUGUUUUCUGCCUGUGAUGUGAACAAAUCGGGUAAAAUCGAGUUCGAGGACUUCACCGCUGUCUGUCGCGAGCUCAACGUCCCCGAGACUCACAUCAGAACUCUCUUCGACAAGUUCGACGCGGACGAGGACGGGUACAUCGACUACAGCCGGUUUUCGUCCCGGUUUCAGGAGGUCUCAGAGACUUUGGACUUGGCGGCUCUUGGAGCUGGGUCGUCCCCAAACCAGGGCUCACCAUGGGAGGACUUUGUAGGCAGGACAGAUGCGGCGGCUCUCCUCUCAGACAGUCUCAGAGAGCAGCUGGCUGAUCUUUACCAGGCCAUUCACUCCUCUGCAAACACGACGCUGCUGCAACAGUAUGAAGAAAUCAUCCACUCUCUGAUCAGUCAAAGCCUGGACAACAGACUAGAGUGUGAACAGCUGGAGACCAGUAUAAAGCGAGCUGAGGAGAUGAACAACAGUCAGCUGGCAGAACUGGAGGACGAUAUACAACAGCAGCUUGCCAGAACGGAGGAGAGGGUGAGAGACGAGGAGCGCAGGAAGAUGGAAGGAGUCAUGGUGACCAUGCAGAGGAAGCACGAGAACGAGGUUGCAGACCUGCGUGCAGCUGUGGACAGACUGUUAAAGAGCCAAGAGGACUCUCAAUCCAACCACACAAAGGAGGAGGUGGUCAGACUGAACAACCAGAUCAGUGAUCUGUCACAGGAAAAUGAGGAGCUGCGGAGCUCUCUGCUGCAAGCACAGACGAACAUCGCCAUCCUGCACGCAGAGCUGGACAAGCUGAAGAAUAUGUACGCAGACCAGAAAGCUCAACAUGACAGAGAAACAGAAGAACUGAAGAGGAUGGUUUUGGAGUACCAGUCAUAUUCCAGUCAGAUCCAGAUUCUCCAGGAAACAAACAAAAAGCUGUAUGACAGUAAUGACGGGCUGCGCUCUGCGUUGGCCACUGAAGUGGUUGCAGCCAAAAGGAGGCUGUCUCCCCAAAAUGAAAUCCCGGCCCGAAGGAUGAAGCCCCUCCGGCAGAGCACACUCAACCAUGGCAGCUCGGAGCCAGAUCCCAGCAAAACGACCUACUCUCAUGUGGCCACCUGGGCCGAUAAGUACCUGGACAGUGGAGUCUCGUUGCCCAUGGACACAGCUGAGAGCUCAGGGAGCGAUUACGACAGCGACGACAGUAGGGACUCAGUGGAAACUGUGCACCACAGUUACUCAUACAUCCCAUCUGAUGUGGAGAUAUCAGACAUGAAAUCUGAAGCUGCAGUGUCGAUGGCUCCUAGCAAAGCGAGCUCUCUUGCAUCAUCCCUACGAAGACGUUUGUCUGCAUUUUCUACAAAGCCUUUAGAAGCCGACAUAGUAGAAUCUGAGGAACCUACUCCGAUGUACCGUCUGGUUUUAGCCGGAGACGCAGGAGCUGGAAAGUCCAGCUUCCUGCUGAGACUGACACUCAACGAGUUCAGGGGAGACAUUCAGACAACGCUGGGAGUAGAUUUUCAAAUAAAGAGGAUGCUUGUGGACGGAGAGAAGACGAGCCUGCAGAUAUGGGACACAGCCGGGCAGGAGAGGUUUCGUAGUAUUGCCAGAUCCUAUUUCCGUAAAGCUCACGGAGUCCUGCUCCUCUACGACGUCACCUCAGAAAGCAGCUUUCUCAACGUCAGAGCCUGGGUGGAUCAGAUUCAGGAUUCAACGGACGAGAAAAUCCCCAUGUGUGUUAUUGGAAACAAGGUGGACCUCCGAGAGGAGCUUCCAGAGGGGAGCUGUGUGAGCAGUAUGCACGGAGAGAAGUUGGCCAAGGCAUACGGCGCCUUGUUCUGCGAAACGAGUGCCAAAGAGGGAACCAACGUCGUGGAGACCGUGCUUCAUCUAGCGAGAGAAGUAAAGAAAAAUGUCAAACUGAGGCGGCAGUCAGAUUCUCAGGUCAGACUGAGUCAAUCCAACCCGAAGAAGACUCUCAACGCCUGCUGCGGACUGUAGAUGGCUGAUAUCAGUAGACACGAUGGAGCAGAGAAAUGAUUCUAUUUCUUCAUGAAGAACAAUUUUCUUAUGUUUUAACCUUUAGAAUAUUUAACUCUCAAACCUUUAAUAUAUUUUCAUAAAUGUUAAUUCUCUGAUCAAAAUGAAGGUUUCAGUUGCACAUAUAAAUGCAUGUAAUGUAAUCAUGCAUAUAUUUUUCUUAGGUUUUGUAUUUUUUAGGUAGUAAAGUCAUUUUAUAAAGUAGAUAAAUUGACUUAGAUUUAAGUUAGUUUUUAACUGUCAGCCAGUAAAAAAUAGUCUUUUUAAAUUAAUGCACUUUUUUCUGUUUGAGACGAAACUUGAUUCUUGAAAAGACAAAACAAAAAGACAAAUUCAUUUUUUUGAAACAUUUUUAUUAAGCAUCAGUGUAAGCAAUAUUACAUCGCAGUUUAACGCCUUUAGUUAUUGGAGCACUGAUCGAAUUUUUCUCAGAAUUGCAAUGUUAAAGGGACAGUUCACCCCAAAAUCGAAAAUACAUAUUUCUCCUCAGACCUGUAGUGCUGUUUAUCAGUCUAGAUUGUUUUGGUGUGAGUUGCAUGUGUCCUUCUGCACAGGGUGUAGUUCAGUAGAAAGAAAAUAGUUCCUACAUGAAACUGCUCACAACAAGGUCUGUGGAUUAUCUUGAGUAACCAGGUCAUGAUUUCUGCACAGAGACAUUAACGUUGAGUUUUUCAAUUGUAAUUUUUUGGUAGAGCACCACAAGCAUCUUGAGUGCCAUCUUGUUCCAUUAAAUUCAAGAGUAGGCAGACAUCUAUACGGCCAACAUCUCCAACACUCAGCAACUCACACCAAAACAAACUAGACCAGUGGUUCCCAACUGGUGCAUCAACAGGGUCCAGAUUUCUCCUCACUCAUUAGUUCAAGGUCCAUCAUACUUGCCAUGUCGUCUAGCUAGUUUGCUGUCUCUGUUAAGUAGCUGUCUGUUAUUCACUCACUGUAAAGCAGGAAACAGCACUUCAGAAUCAAAGCUCUGUGCCAAAAAUUCACUGUACUUAAAAAUAGGGUGUGUUAU
This is a messenger RNA of Epinephelus moara (kelp grouper), 3373 nucleotides long. RefSeq names its product ras and EF-hand domain-containing protein (gene rasef2). Lineage: Eukaryota; Metazoa; Chordata; Actinopteri; Perciformes; Serranidae. The transcript has 17 exons. Gene Ontology annotation, molecular function: calcium ion binding; GTP binding; GTPase activity. The coding region runs from base 328 to 2322 and encodes 664 amino acids. The record is from RefSeq and is a predicted model, not a curated record.